Messenger RNA from Impatiens glandulifera, 838 nucleotides. Its product is annotated as PRA1 family protein B1-like. Gene Ontology annotation, biological process: vesicle-mediated transport. Bases 51 to 704 code for a protein of 217 amino acids. The record is from RefSeq and is a predicted model, not a curated record. The transcript has a single exon. Gene Ontology annotation, cellular component: Golgi apparatus; endoplasmic reticulum. NCBI's taxonomy places the organism in Eukaryota, Viridiplantae, Streptophyta, Magnoliopsida, Ericales, Balsaminaceae.
UCUCUCUCUCUCUAAAAAUCCCCAAAUCUUCCUUCUUCUCUCCUCCUUCAAUGGCUUCUCAGCCAUCUCCUCCCCCUCCCCUCUCAAACCCUAACCCUCUUCCCGCCACCCAAUCACAACCUCCUCCGCCUUUCCGCAUUUUCAUUUCUCACAUAACCGACACCGUUCGCAAUGGCUUUUCCCAGCGCCGUCCAUGGUCAGAGAUCGUCGAUCGUUCCGCCUUCUCCAAACCCGAUUCUCUCUCCGACGCAACUUCUCGAAUCCGUAAAAACUAUACAUAUUUCCGCGUCAACUACAUUUCAAUCGUCGCCCUCGUCCUAGGAAUAUCUCUUCUAACGAACCCAUUAGCGCUAAUCUUACUCGUCGGACUUCUCGCCGGUUGGGUUUUCCUUUACCUAUUCCGUCCUUCAGAUCAGCCUGUUGUAAUCUUCGGUAGAACAUUUUCGGAUAAAGAAACGAUUGGGAUGUUGAUUGUUGCUAGUGUGGUUGUGGUUUUUCUUACUAGCGUUGGAUCUGUUUUGAUCACUGCAUUGUUGAUUGGAGUUGGGGUUGUUUUUGUACAUGGAUCGUUUAGGGUUCCUGAAGAUUUGUUUAUGGAUGAUCAAGAACAACCUCCGAUGGGAUUCUUAUCAUCUUUUAUUGGUUCUUCAGGUGGUGUCGGUGGUGGUGCUGCUUCGACGCCGGCGGUGUCGGCUCGUGUUUGAUGAGAGAUUGAAGAUAGUUUUGGGGUAAAAAAACUAUGUUUAUUUGAAAUAUAAUGAAAUUGUUGUUGUAGUAGAGAAAAUUACAAAUACUGCAGAUAUAUCAAUGUAAAUGUUACCACCAAUGGAUUGAUACA